AUGCGUCGCUCCUCCCUUGAUGUUGCCGAACCGGCGCGACCCUUUGACGACUGCAACGCACGACCCUCUGAUGACGAUGUCAUGGAGACCGAUUUCGACCUCAGCAUGCCCCCCACCGAAGACCAAGUUCUCGAAGAAGAGAGCCGCAUCUUCACCCCGCCACCGCGCAUCGCCGCCCGCUUCUACAGACCCUCACACGCCCGCCGUCGGGAUUCAGCAGCGUCAUCGCGCCGGAACUCAAUAUCGUCAGCACAUUCACGAUGCUCCUCUAUCCAGAACCCACCCGACCGCAACGGCGAGCAGAGCAAGCACAUUGCGCAGCACCUCCGCAGAGCCAGCUUUCUCGAAGACCGUCGCGCCCGGUUGGCCGACCGCGCUGCACAUGCUGAAAAGGUCCGCCUGAGGGCCGCCAUGGCCAAGGCCGCCUACCGGGACACGUCCGUCUCCGAGGAGCGCGCCCUGGCCGCACAGCAAGCGAGGGAACGGAACCUAGCCGAGAUUGUGGCCAACUGUGCCGAGGAAGUGAGGAAGGCGAAGCAGGUAGCCGAGUUUAUCAAGGAGAAGCGUGAGCAGGAGCUCGCCAAGAUGAAGUUGCAGAUGGAGGAGCGCCUGGCCGAGGCUGAGAGGCGCCGGGAGGAGCUUCUCAAGGGUUCCAAGGGGCGUGGGCGGGCUUCGAGUGUGAUGGCUAAGAGAGCAACCGAUCCUGCAGCACGCUCCAAAGAGCGCCAGAGACCCCCCAUGACUCCUGAAACGGCUGCCGCCAAGAUUUCGGGUUGGUGGUUGGGGUGCUCGAGGAAGAUGGCCAUGCAAGAAUUCACAAGCUUGGGCUUGUCCGUCGACGGGAUUAGAGAGACAGAAUUUGACAGCGUCGUGGAACUAUUGGCACAGGAGAAGGUGCUCAUGAUAUCGGCACGGCUUCUCCGCAUCUGCGGGCUCCGCGAGGACGAGCCGGGAUCUGUCGGGGAGAUGGCUGCCGUGCGCACAUUCCUCAGUGCCUUUUUGAUUCUUGGACACCCUGCCCAAGUUCUCAGCAACAAGGACGAAAAGGACGGGGACGAGAUGGCGGCACAUCGUCUACCUGCAGCCGACCUUGACAACCCUCAGCUGCAGGACCUGAUGAGCAAGGCCAAGGAUCUACUUAUUUGCUUUGAGAAAAUCACGGCUCGCUUGACUUCUGCAAACCGAUAUACGAUGCCUCCAGCUUUGAAGACGACGCUUUCCGAGGCAUAUGCCGUUUUCUACAAUGCAUUCAUUGCCUGGAGAUCACGAGAUUCAAACGCACUGAUCGAAGUGAUGUUGAUGCAGUUUGUGGAACUCGACGCCAUCUUCCAGACGGUCAAGGAUUCAACUGAUGACGCUGCCUCUCAGCUGUACCGCCAAAGCAUUCAGGACAGUCAACUAAUGCUUAUCGUGAGGAUCAAGAAGUUGGCAGGACCUGAGAAGGGAAAGAAGCUCAUAUUCGAUGCUGUGAGCGAAGCUAGAAAAGCCAGAAGAGCCAAGAAGAAGACUGGUGAUACCAAGCCCCGAGUUGCCGAAACGACACCAUCCGAAGCUUCUGCAACAGCCACCAGUCUUGUCUCGUCUCCUGUGCAAGUGCCCACGCCGCCUUCGACCCCUGCCGGCAAGGCUGGACAGAGACGACCCACGAUCAAGACUGGUCUGAACGGAUUACUGCCCGACAACCGAGUUGUGGUUCACGAGCUGGCCAUCAACAAGGAGUACCAGAUUCCUUCAGAGGAAUACCAGGAGCAGCAGGCAGUCUUCUCACGGCCAUUGUAUGCGAGCAUGAGAGCCAACAUGGAGAGCUCCCACCCAGAGGCCAACUUCAAGGCCUUCAUGGCUCUUACCAAGGAUAUCAAAGACAAGCUUCAAAGGCUUCUCAAGCCUGGGAAUUCCAUGUACAAUCUCAUUGGCGAGAUACUGGACCCCGAGAUGGCCGAGCGCCAGUUUACCCUUGGGAAUUUCUCGUACGAGAAAUUCUUCGCUGCCAUGUCCUCACUGCUGCCAAAGCUGUGCGCUCCCUUCCGGGAUGACGAAGUCAAGGAUCUGGUUCAGAACAAACUCAACGACGGCAAUCUGAUUGAUCGUGUCGAGGCACUCAAGGGAUUUAUUGACGUUAUGCUUUGUGACUACAUCAACUACUUGCUCCGAGUAGCUGCACCUGGAUUGAUAGACUCAGCUCCGCAGUACGAGGCAAAGAGAUUUGUGGAGGAGGUGGAGACGGGCCAGAUCAACCUGAGAUCUGCGGAGGCAGCAUGGCGCUCCGCUCGCUCGCAUGCCUUGGCAGAGGCUCAAAGGAGGGACCCUGAGGGCAUUAAUCAUCCCAAGAAUGCACCCACUGCUACGCGCUUCUACGCACAGAUGCUCGUGGACAUUUUCACGCAGCCCAUGCCCAUCAACUAUAGCGAGGUACCUGAGAUGCUUCGACUGGACUGCAAGCGAAUUGAUGAGGUUUCACGAAUGAUUCAACGCAUCAUCACCGUGGGUGCUGUCCUGCUCCAGUGCAAGAAUCUGCUCAAGAGAGAUGUUCGCUCGCCGUGGAAGGUCGAGGCCGCCAGAAUCAUGUCCGUCCUCGAGGCGGAGCAUCCUUCGAUGGACACAACCCUCGAGGGGACCAUGGCUGCACUCGAAGCUGGGCGAUCCAUGCCAGCGGCGACCAAGACUCACCUUCGCGCCCUUGUGUCCAAGGUCCUGCACGCCAGCCAGGACAUGUCUCGAAACGGGACCGAACCUCGCGAACCCGUUCUGCGACUGCUGCUCACGCGCCUUCGUGGGAAUAUUCUGGCCCGCCUCGCACCCGGCUCAGCCAGCGAGAAGGUCAAGGCUGCGAAUAACGCGGGUGAGAAGCUUGCCAGUCUUGGAUUAUCCGAGUUUGUUGACAAGGUACGAUAUAUCUCGACCUUGCUCGACAAGAUUGGCGCCGUGGACAAGGCUGCACAUGGCCCAUGGUGGGACGCCAUCGCCACCAAGGUCGAGAACGAGUCUUGA
Molecule: messenger RNA, 2988 nt
Organism: Clonostachys rhizophaga
Lineage: Eukaryota; Fungi; Ascomycota; Sordariomycetes; Hypocreales; Bionectriaceae
Source: the annotation of a GenBank genome assembly